GUUUCCAUUGCGAAGGAUGAUGCCCAGAAAGAGAGUAAAAAUAAGGCAGAAGAUGCAAAGUCUGUUCAUUUUGAGUCCAGCUCAUCAGAGUCCUCGGUACUAUCAAGUAGUAGUCCAGAGAGUACACUGGUGAAGCCAGGGCCUAAUGGAGUAACAAUCCCUGGUAUCUCUUCAGAUGUGCCAGAUAGUGCGCACAAAACUCCUUCUUCAGAAGCCAAGUCAGAAACUGGGCAACCUACCAUGGUUGGACAUUUUCAGGUGCCAGCAACAGCAAACAAAGUGGGACGAUUCUCCGUAUCAAGAACUGAAGAAAAGAUCACUGAGGCAAAGAAAGAGGGACCAGAGACAUCUCCUUUUAGGGAUUCAGAACAAGCUGUUCCUGCCGUGAUACCAAAGAAAGAAAAGCCUGAACUCUCAGAGCCUUCACAUCUAAACGGACCAUCUUCUGACCUGGAGGCUGCCUUUCUAGGGAGGGAUGUGGAUGAUGGUUCAGGCAGUCCACACUCUCCCCAACAGCUGUGCUCAAAAAGCCUUCCCCUCCAGACUCUGAGUCAGAGCCUUAGCAAUUCAUUCAACUCCUCAUACAUGAGCAGUGACAAUGAGUCAGACAUUGAAGAUGAAGACCUAAAGUUAGAGCUGCGACGCCUACGAGAAAAGCAUCUUAAAGAGAUUCAGGAUCUUCAGAGUCGCCAAAAGCAUGAAAUUGAAUCUUUGUAUACAAAACUGGGCAAGGUUCCCCCUGCUGUUAUUAUUCCCCCAGCUGCACCCCUUUCAGGGAGAAGACGGCGGCCCACUAAGAGCAAAAGCAGCAAAUCUAGUCGCAGCAGUUUGUUGGGGAACAAAAGCCCACAGCUUUCAGGUAACCUGUCUAGUCAGAGUACAGCUUCGGUCUUGCACACCCAGCAGACCCUCCACCCUCCUGGCAACAUCCCAGACACAGGGCAAAACCAGCUGUUGCAGCCUCUUAAGCCAUCUCCUUCCAGUGACAACCUCUACUCAGCCUUCACUAGUGAUGGUGCCAUUUCAGUACCAAGCCUUUCGGCUCCAGGUCAAGGCUGUGCGAAGUUUAACUGUGCAUCUGAGCAGGUGACAUUCAAGCCUGGUGGCAGGAGGACCCGAUUUCUGAGGAAGAUGGUGAAAAAAGUCUGUCCUUGCAACCAGCUCUGUAGUAAUUAUCUUUUCUUUCUGUUACUUUUGGUCCUUGAUCGCAAAGCCUGUUAUCCAUGCUUUCUUUGAACUAUGAAGCCUCAU
Molecule: messenger RNA, 1251 nt
Organism: Octodon degus (degu)
Lineage: Eukaryota; Metazoa; Chordata; Mammalia; Rodentia; Octodontidae
Product: serine/threonine-protein kinase WNK1-like
Exons: 5
Biological process (GO): intracellular signal transduction; positive regulation of potassium ion import across plasma membrane; negative regulation of sodium ion transport
Cellular component (GO): cytoplasm; cytosol
Molecular function (GO): chloride channel inhibitor activity; potassium channel inhibitor activity; protein serine/threonine kinase activity
Source: RefSeq, a predicted model, not a curated record